Messenger RNA from Branchiostoma floridae (Florida lancelet), 1896 nucleotides. RefSeq names its product GTP-binding protein 128up. Gene Ontology annotation, molecular function: GTP binding; GTPase activity. Gene Ontology annotation, biological process: cytoplasmic translation. The record is from RefSeq and is a predicted model, not a curated record. The transcript has 14 exons. NCBI's taxonomy places the organism in Eukaryota, Metazoa, Chordata, Leptocardii, Amphioxiformes, Branchiostomatidae. Gene Ontology annotation, cellular component: cytoplasm. Bases 130 to 1233 code for a protein of 367 amino acids.
GCAGAAAAUGGGUAAAAUUGGGCAGUAUAUUUUGGUCACGUGAUGAUCUAUGACGAGACUUGGCGUGAAGACAGGUUCCGGUGUGGAGGGAAAGUGCCGACGUCGUGAAGAAGUUCCUCACAAGAAAUCAUGGGCGUCUUGGAGAAAAUAGCCGAGAUCGAGUCCGAGAUGGCUCGGACCCAGAAGAACAAGGCGACCAGCGCCCAUUUGGGUCUGCUGAAGGCUCGUCUGGCGAAGCUCCGACGGGAACUCAUCGAACCAAAAGGUGGCGGCGGCGGGAAAGCAGGAGAAGGUUUUGAUGUUGCCAAGACAGGAGAUGCCAGGAUUGGGUUUGUUGGUUUCCCCUCCGUGGGUAAGUCGACCCUCCUGAGUAAUCUGGCAGGUGUGUACUCCGAGGUGGCUGCUUAUGAGUUCACCACCCUCACCACCGUACCCGGGGUCAUCAAGUACAAGGGUGCAAAAGUUCAGUUGCUGGAUCUUCCAGGUAUUAUAGAAGGAGCAAAGGAUGGAAAAGGCAGAGGGAAGCAAGUUAUUGCAGUUGCCCGUACCUGCAGUCUGAUAUUCAUCGUGUUGGACGUUCUGAAGCCGCUCGGACACAAGAGACUCAUCGAGCACGAACUGGAGGGGUUCGGAAUCAGGUUGAACAAAGAGCCCCCAAACAUUCACUUCCGCAAGAAGGACAAGGGAGGUAUCAACUUCCAGCCCUCAGUACCACAGUCAGAGCUGGAUUCAGACCUGGUGAAACAGAUCCUGGCAGAGUACAAGAUCCACAACGCUGACAUCCUGGUCAGGUACGACGCUAGCGCUGAUGACUUGAUCGACGUCAUCGAGGGAAACAGGGUCUACAUUCCCUGCAUUUUUCUGCUCAACAAAAUUGACCAGAUCUCCAUUGAAGAGCUGGACAUCAUCUAUAAAAUCCCCCACUGUGUGCCCAUCUCUGCUCACCACAAGUGGAACUUUGACGACUUACUGGAGAAAAUGUGGGAGUAUCUCGACCUGGUCAGAAUUUACACGAAGCCGAAGGGUCAGCUUCCCGACUACGAGGCCCCGGUGGUGCUGGACCACAGGCACUCAGCCAUCGAGGACUUCUGCAACAAGCUCCACAAAAGCCUCAUCAAGGAGUUUAAAUAUGCCCUUGUGUGGGGAUCCUCUGUCAAACAUCAACCCCAGAAAGUCGGCAAGGAGCAUAUUCUGCAUGACGAGGAUGUCGUCCAGAUUGUCAAAAGAGUCUGAAGUGCCUGAUGCAUCCUGAAUGUCACAGCAAGAAGGAAAAUGUCGCACACCUGACAACACAUGCAGAAUGCUUCAUUUCUUUAUUUAAACCAGCUGCAAGUUGAUGAAAAUGUCUAAAAAAAUGUCAAUGUUCCAAUAAGAACUAGUUAACACUAUUAUAACAGGAGAGACAAGCUAGGCUAGCCAAAGCUAGGCUCCACUAGGCCAGGCUAGGUAAAGUGAUAUCUUUUCUGUUUCAAUGAUCUGAAAUUUUAUGAUGCCAAUGUGUACAAAUGUAUGAUAUCUCUGUUGGUAGCUUGAACUGUGUGAGUUCUUGUUUUAUGUUUGGGAAGACAAAAAAGCUGGUCAGUUGAAUGUCUUGCAAGUUAAGAAAAUUCUCUGAUUGCAAAGUGCAGACAUCUUCAGCAACUUGAAUACCUUGAAUGGAAAAAAAAAUACUAUGUCUCUCUUAGAAAUGUAAGUAAAUAACAGAUGUUUUAAUUAAAAAUACAUUAGAACAGGCAAAAGUCUUUAUACAAUGAAGUUAACACACACACACAUACACACACAAAAGCAAUAGAGAAAACGAAAAUCAAAAGUUGUUUAAAUUUUAGUUUAUUUUGCCUGCAUGUAAAGGAUUGCAUGAGCAAUGAAACCUGUGAAUAAACCAUGUUUGAUAUUAUA